Messenger RNA from Geodia barretti, 3317 nucleotides. The record is from the annotation of a GenBank genome assembly. NCBI's taxonomy places the organism in Eukaryota, Metazoa, Porifera, Demospongiae, Tetractinellida, Geodiidae.
AUGUACAGCGGUGAAGGAGAAGACGUCCCGUUCUGUGAGACUCUCUAUCCAACAGGCAACGUGGAGGACUGGCUGCUGGAGGUGGAGAGGGUCAUGAGAGACAGUCUCAAGGCCAUCAUUGAAGAGGCACUGGAGGACUACCCUCAGGUCCCCCGUACGGAGUGGGUGUUGAAGUGGCCAGGUCAGGUGGUGAUUGCAGGCUGCCAGACCUUCUGGACUGCUGAAGUCUCCUCCACUCUUCAGGAUGGUCACCUCCCUGAUCUCUACCAGAACCUGCUCUCACAGUUGGCAGAUCUGGUGAGUCUUGUGAGAGGGAAGCUGACCAAACUGGGGAGAAUGGUCCUCUCAGCUCUCAUUGUGAUUGAGGUCCAUGCCAGAGAUGUGGUGGCCAAAGAUGGUGGACGAGGAGGUGAAGAACGUGAAUGACUUUGAGUGGAUCUCACAACUACGCUACUACUGGGAGAAUGAGCUGCUGAUGAGAGCAGUAAAUGCGGAGUUCACCUAUGGCUACGAGUACCUGGGAAACACAGGGAGACUGGUCAUCACCCCUCUCACUGACAGAUGCUACCUAACUCUAACUGGAGCCCUCCAUCUCAAGUUUGGAGGAGCCCCAGCUGGACCGGCUGGCACCGGCAAGACUGAGACCACUAAAGACUUAGCUAAGGCCAUGGCAAUCCAAUGUGUCGUCUUCAACUGUUCAGACCAGCUUGAUUUCAUGGCCAUGGGCAAGUUCUUCAAGGGACUGGCAAGUGCUGGAGCCUGGGCAUGUUUUGAUGAGUUCAAUCGCAUUGACAUUGAGGUGUUGUCAGUGGUAGCACAGCAGAUCACUACUAUUCAACUGGCGCAACAACAGAGGGCCACGAGAUUCAUGUUUGAAGGGAUGGAGAUUGCUCUGCGAGCCUCCUGUGCGGUGUUCAUCACCAUGAACCCAGGCUACGCCGGACGAACCGAACUUCCAGAUAAUCUCAAAGCUCUAUUUCGACCAGUAGCCAUGAUGGUUCCGGACUACGCCAUGAUUGCAGAGAUCAUGCUGUUCUCUUUCGGAUUCUCUGAUGCAAAGUUUCUCUCUAAGAAGAUUGUCACUACCUUCAAGCUUUCCUCAGAGCAACUGAGUUCGCAGGAUCACUAUGAUUUCGGCAUGCGAGCAGUGAAAACUGUCAUCUCGGCUGCUGGAAACAUAAAGAGAGAGCAUCCAACACUGAAUGAGGAGCUGAUUGUGCUGAGAGCUAUUCGAGAUGCCAACGUGCCAAAGUUCCUGCAAGAAGACUUGAAACUCUUCAAUGGAAUUGUCUCAGAUCUCUUCCCCAAAAUCAAAGAGGAGCCAAUUGAUUACGGGGACCUUGAGACGAGCAUUAGAGAGUGCACCAUCAGUAAAGGCCUUGAAGACGUCCAGGGGUUCAUCAACAAGUGCAUCCAACUCUACGAGACGACGGUUGUCCGCCACGGGCUCAUGUUGGUGGGACCCACAAUCUCUGGGAAGACAAAGUGCUACGAGGUUCUCAAAGAUGCUCUCUCGGCUCUCAAGGGAAAGACAACGCCCGGCGGAGUGCCUUUUGAGACUGUUCGUACAUACGUGCUCAACCCAAAGGCCAUCACUAUGGGACAGCUGUAUGGAGAAUUUGAUCCUCUCACUCACGAAUGGACUGAUGGUAUAAUAGCCUGUCUCAUCAGACAGGGUGUGGCAAACGACACUCCCGACAAGAAGUGGUUCAUGUUCGACGGGCCGGUUGACACCCUGUGGAUCGAGAGCAUGAACACUGUGCUGGACGACAACAAGAAACUCUGCCUCAGCAGUGGAGAAAUCAUCAAAAUGUCUGAGGUGAUGACUAUAAUGUUUGAGGUCCAGGACUUGGCAGUGGCGUCGCCAGCCACUGUCAGUAGAUGUGGAAUGGUUUACUUAGAGCCUAGCAUCCUUGGACUCACUCCGUUUGUACGCUGCUGGCUCAAAUCCAUCCCCGAUGCAAUCAAACCUCACAGAGAACGACUUGAAACACUCUUUGCCAACUACUUGGAGCCUUCCAUAAAGGUGGUCAGAAGCUCUCUCAAGGAAAUUGUUCCGACAACAAAUGGAAACCUCACCUUUUCCCUCACAAAGAUCCUUGACUGCUUCUUCAGGCCAUUCAUACCCAAGGAGGGAGAGAGCAUUCCGAGUGAAAAACUGAAGGCUCUGGGAAACCUCGUCGACCCCUGGUUCCUGUUUGCUUUGGUCUGGAGUGUCGGUGCCAGCUGUGAUGGCCUGUCGAGGAAGAAAUUUGAUCGCUACCUCAGGGACAAGAUUGCCGAAGACAAGGUGUCUCUUCCAUUUCCAAGUGAGGGGCUAGUAUAUGAUUAUCGUCUGGACGAUGGGGGCAUAAGUCGUAUGGGGAAGUCGGAUGAUGAGGAAGAAGAUGUCAAAAAGUCAUUCAAGGUGAAGUGGCAGGGGUGGCUGGAGGGACAGAAGGAGUUCACAAUAGACCCUCAUCUCAGAUUCUCUGACAUCAUUGUCCCCACAAUGGACACUAUCAGGUCUAACUUCAUGGUUGACCUUCUAGCCACCAACUCAAAACCUGUGUUGUGUGUGGGGCCAACAGGCACAGGCAAGACUCUCACGACGGCAGACAAGCUGCUGAAGGGCAUGCCUAGUGAAUUUGUGACUCAUCUCAUCGCGUUCUCGGCAAGAACAUCGGCCAAUCAGACUCAGGAUAUUAUUGACUCUAAGCUAGACAAAAGACGAAAGGGAGUGUUUGGUCCUCCACUGGGCAAGAAGUUCAUCAUGUUCAUUGAUGACAUGAACAUGCCGGCACUGGAGGUGUUUGGAGCCCAGCCUCCCAUUGAACUGCUCAGACAGUGGAUGGACCAUAGGGGCUGGUAUGACCGCAAGUCAGUUGGUGCCUUCCGUAAGCUGGUUGACAUUAUGUUUGUGGGAGCCAUGGGUCCACCGGGAGGUGGCAGAAACCCCAUCACCCCACGGUUCUCCCGCCACUUCAACCACAUCUCAUUCACCGAACUGGAGGACUCGUCGAAGUUCACCAUCUUCUCCACCAUCGUUGCCUCCUGGCUGGGCUCCUUUCAGAAUGCUGAAACUCUGAUUCCUCAGCUGGUCCACUCCACUACUGCCAUAUACAACACCAUCACUACUGAGCUGCUGCCGACUCCGGCCAAGUCUCACUAUACAUUCAACCUCAGAGAUCUCUCGAAGGUGUUUCAGGGCAUGCUCAUGGUCCCUGUCAACAAGAUCAGGGACCUUAGUGCUCUGCUGAGGGUUUGGUUCCACGAGUGUUGCCGCAUCUUCCAAGACCGUCUCGUGAACGCCGAGGACAGACUCUGGUUUGACCAGA